AUGACGAUGUCGGCGCCCCCAACACCAUUCCAAGACGGAGUAACGCCUCUCAAGACCAAAGGAGAAAUAGAUGAGGUUCGUCUGGAGGCUGCUCUGGGUCAUAAGCAGGAGUUAAAGCGAAAUUUCGGCCUGUGGAGCUUGACAAGCUUGGGUAUUGUGAUUGCUAAUUCCUGGGCAUCGACUGGAGGGACAAUUGUUGUCGCCCUACAAAAUGGCGGUCCGAUGGCCGUGAUCUAUGGUCUCGUACUUGUUAGCAUCUUCUAUACUGCAAUUUCGGCGUCGUUGGCAGAAUUGGCUUCGUCCAUGCCCUCUGCGGGCGGCGUAUACUACUGGUCCUCUGUGAUAAGUCAUAAUCAUGGUCGCAGGACAGGAUUCUUCACCGGUUACCUGAACGCCUGUGCAUGGCUGUUGUCGGCGUCAUCGAUGAGCUCGAUGCUGGGGAAUGAAGCGGUGGCAAUGUACCUUCUCAAACACACGAGUGUUGACUGGCAUGCGUGGCAAGUUUUCAUCGUUUUUCAAAUCGUCAAUUGGACCUGCUGCGCCAUUGUAUGCUUUGGAAAUCGCUUCAUCCCUCACAUCAAUCGAAUCUCUCUCAUACUAUCAAUGUGCGGCCUGGUCGUGACGGUAAUCGUGCUUGCUGUGAUGCCGAAGCAGCAUGCCAGCAGCGCCCAGGUCUGGAAGGAAUACCAUAAUAUGACUGGUGGAUGGUCCGAUGGGGUUUGCUUUAUGACAGGACUGUUGAACGCUGCCUUUGCAGUUGGAACCCCUGAUUGUAUCAGCCAUCUAUCCGAGGAAGUGCCGAAGCCCGAAUUAAAGGUACCUCAGGGUAUCAUGCUGCAAAUGCUGACUGCCUUCGUCUCUUCCUUCGUCUACCUGGUGGCCUUAUUCUAUGCUAUUGAAGACCUCGACGCGGUAUACCGCAGUCCGAUUGGCUUCUUCCCCACUGCCGAGAUCUAUCGACAGGCCACAGGCUCCAAUGCUGGCGCAAUUGGCCUCAUAGCAGUCCUAUUCCUGGCCACGUUCCCAACCUUGAUCGGAACGUUCGUCACUGGCGGACGCAUGUGGUGGAGUCUUGCUCGAGACAACGCGACUCCCUUCGCCAGCUAUUUUGCUCACGUGGAUCCGAAUCUCAACUGCCCCGUUCGCGCAACAGUUGCCAUGAGCGUACUUGUCACUUGUCUGGGAUGUAUCUAUGUCGGCAGCACCACGGCCUUUCAGGCGCUCAUAUCAUCUUUCAUUGUACUGAGCACGCUCUCCUACUUCGGCGCCAUCCUGCCACACGUCCUGUCGAGCCGACGCAACAUGGUCCCUGGGCCCUUCUAUAUGGGCCAGAAACUUGGCAUGGUGGUCAAUGUUGCUGCGCUGGCGUAUAUCUUGGUCACCGUUGUUUUCUUCUGCUUCCCGCUCGUUCUUCCCGCCACCGCGCAGAAUAUGAACUACACCAGCGUUAUUGCUGCAGGCUUGAUGGCUUUAACAACGCUGUGGUGGGUUCUCCGGGCCCGACAUGAAUAUCAGGGCCCCCAAUAUAGCUUCGAGGCCGCGGAGAGAUUGAGCGCGUUCCAGACGGGCAAGGAGGGACGCCGCUCUUUCAUUGACGUUGCGAGUCCGUCGCCUACAUCUUGUCAUGAUGAUCAUAUACAUGUGAGGUGA
Penicillium macrosclerotiorum is the source of this 1650-nucleotide messenger RNA. RefSeq names its product putative choline transport protein. Gene Ontology annotation, cellular component: membrane. The transcript has 3 exons. Gene Ontology annotation, biological process: amino acid transport; transmembrane transport. The record is from RefSeq and is a predicted model, not a curated record. Gene Ontology annotation, molecular function: transmembrane transporter activity. NCBI's taxonomy places the organism in Eukaryota, Fungi, Ascomycota, Eurotiomycetes, Eurotiales, Aspergillaceae. Bases 1 to 1650 code for a protein of 549 amino acids.